AUGGCCGGCGGGGGAGCACGGACCGAGCCCCCCGAGCACGGACCGAGCCCUGGGAACACGGACCGAGCCCCCCGAGCACGGACCGAGCACGGACCGAGCCCCCCGAGCACGGACCGAGCCCCCCGAGCACGGACCGAGCCCUGGGAACACGGACCGAGCCCCCCGAGCACGGACCGAGCACGGACCGAGCCCCCCGAGCACGGACCGAGCCCCCCGAGCACGGACCGAGCCCUGGGAACACGGACCGAGCCCCCCGAGCACGGACCGAGCACGGACCGAGCCCCCCGAGCACGGACCGAGCCCCCCGAGCACGGACCGAGCCCUGGGAACACGGACCGAGCCCCCCGAGCACGGACCGAGCACGGACCGAGCCCCCCGAGCACGGACCGAGCCCCCCGAGCACGGACCGAGCCCUGGGAACACGGACCGAGCCCCCCGAGCACGGACCGAGCACGGACCGAGCCCCCCGAGCACGGACCGAGCCCCCCGAGCACGGACCGAGCCCUGGGAACACGGACCGAGCCCCCCGAGCACGGACCGAGCACGGACCGAGCCCCCCGAGCACGGACCGAGCCCUGGGAACACGGACCGAGCCCCCGAGCACGGAGCGAGCCCCCAGCGCUGCCAGGACCCGCCCGGCCCGGACCUGCCGGGGCUGGCAACAAAGCCGUGCCAGAUGCCAGAGCUCGGCACCUCCCCGGGCCGGGAACUGAAACCCGCGGAUUGCGGAUGCAGGAUGGUAUGCAGGAUGCAGAGGAGGGUGCAGGGUGA
Ficedula albicollis (Collared flycatcher) is the source of this 771-nucleotide messenger RNA. RefSeq names its product mucin-1-like. Bases 1 to 771 code for a protein of 256 amino acids. Lineage: Eukaryota; Metazoa; Chordata; Aves; Passeriformes; Muscicapidae. The record is from RefSeq and is a predicted model, not a curated record. The transcript has a single exon.